This is a messenger RNA of Vollenhovia emeryi, 4549 nucleotides long. RefSeq names its product Niemann-Pick C1 protein (gene Npc1a). Gene Ontology annotation, cellular component: membrane. The coding region runs from base 237 to 4376 and encodes 1379 amino acids. The transcript has 19 exons. Gene Ontology annotation, molecular function: lipid carrier activity. The record is from RefSeq and is a predicted model, not a curated record. NCBI's taxonomy places the organism in Eukaryota, Metazoa, Arthropoda, Insecta, Hymenoptera, Formicidae.
GACGGGCGGCCAGUCGACGGAGUGACGGUCGAAGGGGCAGGUCGCACGCGGUUAGUUCGCGGGACGAGCCGAGCUGAGAGAGAGUGUCUCGCGCGCGACAACGUCAUCGGGAGGUGCGCCGCGCGCGAUGCUCGGCUUGCGAUAACACUGUGCCGUGCAAUCCAGUCGAGCGCGAGGUUAAGUGACUUCGAGCGGUACGGGAGAGCGGGAUACGGCCAGCGGGCCAGUGCGAGACCAUGCACAGGACUAGUGUAACGACCACGGCGGCCGCGCGUCGGACUUUGAUAGGCGCGACCGUGACGCGCGGCGGCGUUCUUCGGCCCCUGCUGCUGCUACUGCUGACCUUGUCCAGCCUCGCGAGCCCGGUUGUCGGCGAAGAAAAUGACCAUUGUAUUUGGUACGGAGAAUGUUACACGGACGCGGCUUUCCACAAAAAGAAUUGCGUUUACAAUGGACCAGCGAAGCCGUUGGAUCCCGAAGGGCAAAAAUUGUUGUCCAAGCAUUGCCCGCACUUGUUGGUGGACGAUGGCAAAGGGAUUAAUACCUGCUGCGACACGAACCAGCUCACUACGCUGGACGCGAAUAUCAAGCUUGCGUCAAACUUUCUGAAGAGAUGCCCUAGUUGUUUAGACAAUUUAGCGAAACACAUUUGCGACUUCACGUGCGCUACCAACCAAAGCAAAUUCAUCAACGUUACGGAGAAAGGCGAGGCAAAUGGUGUAGAAUAUGUUAACGGGAUACAUGUGUAUAUAACGAACAAGUAUCUCGAUGGGACGUUUAACUCGUGCAACAAGGUGUCGGUGCCGAGUACGGGACAGUUAGCACUGGAUUUAAUGUGCGGAGAAUGGGGUGCGAGCAGAUGUACUCCCGUGAAAUGGUUUCACUUCAUGGGCGAUGCAGAGAACAAUGUAUACGUACCUUUCCAAAUCACAUAUGUGAACACCGAUAAAUCGGUCGGACCGUUUCAGCCAUUAGAUCCUCCAAUCACGCCGUGCAAUAAGGCGCUAAACAAAAACACUCCAGCUUGCAGUUGUGUUGAUUGUGAACGAAGUUGCCCAACACCACCACCGAUGCCUCCAUUACCAAAACCAUUCUCAAUAUUCGGUUACGAUGGCUAUGAAGUUAUAAUGACAAUUAUAUUUAUAUGUGGUACCUGCCUCUUCCUUCUGUUAAUGAUGUGUUUCAGCCACAGGAAGCGUAUAGUUGCACGAGGAGAGGAGGUAGGAAGACAGGUGGGUAGACGGCUAGCUGCCGGAUUACACCACCCAGGAGAUGGUGCUCGUAUUGCCCUUGCAGCUGACCAAGAAGACAGUCCACUUCAGUCUAAGCGUUCUAGUGUUAUAUCCUCCGAUGAGUUGCCAAGUGAAUUUGAUCAAGAACAAUCCACAUUCCUUGAGAAGCUUGGAGCAGGCACCGAUAAAUUUUUGCAAGAAUUCUUCUGCAAGUGGGGAACGGUUUGUGCUUCUCGACCUUGGUUAAUACUUUUCCUUGGCUUCCUAUUUAUUGUUGCCUUGGGACAUGGCAUAAAGUAUAUGCAGGUUACUACAGAUCCUGUGGAAUUGUGGGCAUCCCCGCAUUCCCGAUCGCGCGUCGAAAGGGAAUAUUUCGAUAAACACUUUGAACCCUUCUAUCGAAACGAACAAAUUAUCAUCACUUCUACUGGCUUAUCAAACAUUGUACACAACACCUCUAAUGGCCAGAUUGUAUUUGGUCCUGUGUUUAACGAGACUUUUCUAAAAAUGGUCUUUGAAUUACAAGAAGGUAUUAAAAGUAUAAUUACUCCUAACAACUAUACAUUAGCGGAUAUAUGUUUUGCCCCUUUAACUGGGCCAUUUACCGGCCCAACGACUGUUUCGCAAUGCGCUAUUCAAAGUAUUUGGGGUUACUGGCAAGACAGUUUAGUAAAGUUUGAAGAUUCGGAAGAAGAAGGGAAUUACACAGUCAACUAUUUGGACCACUUCAUAGUGUGCUCACAAAAUGCAUAUAAUCCUGAAUGUCUCGCACUUUACGGCGGUCCUGUAGAGCCAGCAAUUGCAGUAGGUGGAUUUUUGUCUCCGGGACAAGAUCUUCAUAAUUCACCAUAUGAAAAGGCGACUGCAAUAAUCCUUACUAUUCUUGUAAACAAUUAUCACAACAAAACCAAGUUAUUACCCGCUAUGGAAUGGGAAGAAAGCUUUAUCAACUUUAUGAGAAAUUGGACGGCAACAAGAAAACCGGCGUAUAUGGACAUAGCAUUCACGUCCGAACGUUCUAUCGAGGACGAACUGAAUCGUGAGUCUCAGUCGGACAUUGUAACCAUCCUGGUAUCAUAUAUCAUUAUGUUUGGAUAUAUUGCGGUGUCUCUCGGCCAAAUUAGAUCAUGUGCUCGUCUUUUGAACGAUUCUAAGAUUACGCUUGGACUUGGAGGUGUACUCAUAGUGUUGGCAUCUGUGAUUUGUUCGGUUGGAUUGUUCGGCUUUAUUGGUCUACCAGCUACGCUAAUCAUCAUCGAGGUCAUUCCAUUCUUGGUGUUGGCAGUCGGAGUAGAUAAUAUUUUUAUUCUCGUUCAAACUCAUCAGAGGGAAGGCAGACGUCCGAAUGAAUCGAUCCCGGAGCACAUUGGUCGUACAUUAGGUCAAGUUGGCCCUAGUAUGUUACUCACAAGUGUAUCGGAAAGUUGUUGCUUCUUCCUCGGUGGUCUCUCUGACAUGCCAGCCGUGAAAGCAUUUGCUCUCUACGCUGGAAUGGCAUUAUUAGUAGACUUCAUAUUACAAAUCACAUGUUUCGUCAGUCUUCUAGCACUUGACACGGUUCGACACGCGAAUAACAGGCUAGAUGUAUGCUGCUUUAUUCGCUCUAAGCGUGAUGACGGAGAAGAAGUGGUAGAUGGAAUGCUGUAUAAAAUUUUCAAAGUCGCAUACGUUCCAUUGUUGCUGCAAAAAUGGGUUCGCGCGACUGUGAUGAUUGUCUUCUUCGGCUGGCUCUGCAGUAGUAUUGCUGUGAUACCGCACAUCGAGAUUGGCCUAGAUCAGGAACUUUCUAUGCCUGAAGAUAGUUUUGUGCUUAAAUAUUUCAAAUUCCUGAAUAACUACUUAUCCAUCGGGCCGCCAAUGUAUUUUGUUGUUAAAGAUGGCCUAAAUUAUUCAAAUACAAAAAUGCAAAACUUAGUGUGCGGCGGACAAUAUUGUAAUAGCGAUUCAGUGUCAACGCAAAUAUUUACAGCAUCUAAACAACCAAACAGAACUUACAUAGCUAAGCCUGCCUCGUCUUGGAUGGAUGAUUAUAUCGAUUGGUCAGGAUUACCCGGUUGUUGCAGAUAUUUCCCUACGAACAGUUCAUUCUGUCCGCAUACCGCUCGACGCUGUUCUAUGUGCAAUAUCACUUUGAAUGAGUAUAACAGACCAGUGCCCGGUGACUUCAACAAAUAUGUAUCGUUCUUCCUGCAAGACAAUCCCGACGAGACAUGUGCUAAAGGAGGUCACGCAGCUUAUGGACACGGUGUGAAUUACAUGACCGAUUUCAACACAGGAAUGUCGACGGUCGGUGCUUCGUAUUUCAUGGCUUAUCACACUAUUCUCAAGACUUCAGCCGAUUAUUAUGAAUCAAUGAGAGCAGCCAGAGUAGUGUCGGCGAAUAUUACGAACAUGCUCAACUGUAACUUGAAAAGGCUCGGUGAAAACAAUAGUGUAGAAGUGUUUCCCUACAGUGUCUUCUAUGUAUUUUACGAGCAGUAUCUGACUAUGUGGCCCGACACACUGCAGAGUAUAGGAAUCUCAUUGCUUGCUAUAUUUGUGGUUACUUUCUUGCUAAUGGGUCUGGAUAUCUUCUCAUCACUCGUGGUUCUAAUUACAAUCACAAUGAUCGUCGUUAAUAUUGGUGGCUUGAUGUAUUGGUGGCAUAUAACUUUGAAUGCCGUAUCUCUGGUAAAUCUUGUCAUGGCAGUGGGUAUAGCCGUCGAAUUUUGCAGUCAUCUGGUACAUUCUUUCUCAGUAUCAGUUCAAGCAACUAGGGUUGAAAGAGUCGCAGAUGCAUUGACAAAUAUGGGGAGCUCAGUAUUUAGCGGUAUUACGCUGACAAAGUUUGGCGGCAUUAUAGUACUGGGCUUUGCAAAGAGUCAAAUUUUCCAGGUAUUUUACUUCAGAAUGUAUUUGGGUAUCGUACUCUUCGGAGCGGCGCAUGGUCUUAUCUUUUUGCCAGUACUGCUGAGUUAUAUAGGCGUGAUGUCGCGCCGAGGGCGUAGAAGAGCCCGCGAACUCGCGAGCGGAAGUGAAGCUAGGCGUCACGAACGUGACAAGCCGGAUUCUCCUCUACUCCAAAACGACAACCACCAGCGCGCGUCCACUUCCUACGCCAGUGUGAACUCCAUUGAUGUGACUGAUCACCAUGUAACGUUCUAACGAAGAAUUAAUCGUUGCCGAUUUAAUCGGAUGCAAUUUUUGUACUUAGAAGGACUGAAAUGAAUCUACUAAAUAAGUGUCGAUAGGAUUGUGUAUCUUGAACCAUUGUGAACCAAGAGGGUUCGUCUCCUUCACGGGUUCUCUCCCUCGAAAUAUAGAAAGUUUAAUGCGAA